Paecilomyces variotii is the source of this 1931-nucleotide messenger RNA. Its product is annotated as glycosyl transferase family 8 protein. Gene Ontology annotation, molecular function: glycosyltransferase activity. Bases 474 to 1517 code for a protein of 347 amino acids. The transcript has a single exon. Gene Ontology annotation, biological process: protein N-linked glycosylation. The record is from RefSeq and is a predicted model, not a curated record. NCBI's taxonomy places the organism in Eukaryota, Fungi, Ascomycota, Eurotiomycetes, Eurotiales, Thermoascaceae.
CCUAAUAAUAGGCAGUGCGCUGAACUCUUCCCAGGGGUAUUCUUCUUUUACUGGAUUGCGAUGACGAUCCGGUGAUUGCGAUCACAGUCGAGUAUUGUACUAAUACAAGGUUUUCUGUCAAGAUUGUUCCUGGAGUAUGCGAUGAUUGGUUUUCUACCAUGUCACAUUGUUUCGAGAACGGAAGCGCUCUUCAUUAGCACCAUGCAGGUACUAGUAGUAUACGAGACACUACGUAUAACAAAGAGAUGUAACCAACCUUUCAGGGAGACUUAGGAGAUGUCGAUACUUAUAUUAGGUGAAUUGGAUCAUGGGGCAUCCUGUGCGUAGCUGUCACUUUUUCUUCACUCGAAUUCCCUUCCGAGAGCCGGGGACUCCGUAUCUAUCCUACCCAACUCUACGAGUGAAAACCUUUUCUGCAUCGUCAGUUGAUCGGCUACUUGCUCCUGAUCUCCAGGAGGUUGUUGCUCAAAGACAUGGCGGUACCUCUUCGCAAAAAGGUCCAAAUUGCAGCAAGCUUGAUACUGACUAUCGUUGGGCUAUCAAUCAUUCUAUCGCCUACAGAUCACAUACCCACACCCGCAUCUAUACGAGCCACAAGUCUCUAUUCUCAAAGUCAUUACUCGCAUCGAGGAAAUACCAAGUAUAGGCGCGAUAUUGCCGUCGCAACGUUCCUCACUGGAGAAUCGGAAAGCUGGAAGUAUCAGGAGGAUGGCAACUAUCUGAUCGCUACUCGGACGCUCACUUAUCAGCUACGGCACUCGCCGCGAACGCGUCUCGACCCUUCCAUCCCGUUCCUCAUUCUCGUAACGGAUGAUGUGAGUGCGGCCAGCCGUGAGAGGCUCACAGAAGAUGGAGCAAUUGUCAUCCCCGUCGAUAAGGUGCAGACCAACCUUACCGUGACAGAGCCUCGAUGGAAGGACUGUUGGACGAAGUUGCGAUUAUUCGACCCAAACAUUGUUCCGUAUGAAAGGGUCCUCUUCAUGGACGGAGACACUGUCCUGACGAGACCGAUUGAUGGUGUUUUCGAUGACCCUGCUGCCCAAUUCAUGUACAGUCAGAAAAACGGGGACGAAAUAAAGCCAGACGAACCACCGCUUCCUGAACGCUAUCUCUUCGCAGGGAAGACCGAAGCGGGCACAUACGAGCAUUCAUUCCCGCCCGAUACAAGCGGAAAUUAUCUCAACGCUGGAUUCUUCCUCUACUCGCCUUCCCACGAAAUCAUGCAUUAUUACAUGUCGGUGCUCUCGAUCCCAGACAGAUUCGACCCGAUGAUGCCCGAACAGAAUCUCUUGAACUAUGCCCACCGCCAAGAAGGAAACAUGCCUUGGCAAAAGCUUAGCUAUACCUGGAAUAUGAACUUUGUGACCCCUCAGGAUAUGGAGGGAGGCGUGGCUUCUCUGCAUGUCAAAUCGUGGGAUAAAUCGCUACAGCAAGAGGUAAUUGAUUAUGCGCUGCGGUGUCGAUGGGAGAUGGAAGGCUUCUGGAUAGGUGUCAAUGCGACCAGAGAGAACUUAUAACAGAUGGUUAUUUCUUUUCGUGGCGCAACAGGGCCGCGUUCUCUCUUUUUCUCUCCUUUCUUUUCUUUCUUUUUCUCUUCUCUUUUCCCCCAUAACUGAGUAUUUUUUGGAUUUUUAAGCGAAGGAGUCUGGAAUUGGUUCAAGAUCAGAUUUUUUGGAAACAGUUCACUAUAAGAACAUUUGGCUUUGUAUUAUUUCUUUGCGCUAUUUCUGCGUAAUACUCUUGAAGUCUCGACUCGACUAGUGGACCGAUUGUGAACAGUCAUGUUGAUUGGAUAUGACUCCUAUUUAAGCGAUGGACUGUGCAUACGAACGGAGCGAGCCGGAACGACAUCUAUCGGCGCAACCGCCCGCCAAUCGCUCAUCGGCCACAACCUCUUUUAGAUUAGCCACCAAGCAUCCGGAUGGUCUCGA